CCUUAUUUAUGUUUCUUAUUAUUACAAAUACAUUGCUUACUCUCGCGAGGACAUGUUUUCACAUUACAUUCAACGUUAAUUACACAAAAACUGCAAAAAUAAUAAAGAUAGUGAAUUGAUUUGACCCUCUCCAAAAGAGUGUUUAGUACAGGUGGGUGUUUGAGCCAAUCCAGGAAGUUUCCAUCUGAAACUGGAAUGAAUCAUGAAUCAUGUGGUGUUGUGUGUGAUGGUGUUGAUCUGAUAUGACUGUCAGCUUUAUCACACUAUAAAUGCUGAAGAAGUACAGGAUUCACUUCAUUUCAAGCUGAGGAUAUCAGAUCUGCUGCAGAGAUGAACUUCAGCAUCGAGCACACAUGGGACAGCAAGCCCGUGGAUCACGCCCCGGUGAAGAUCCGUUUCUCCCCCGGCUGUGGAGGUCUGAAGAUGGAGGUUUGUGCUCCGUUCUUCGACGAUCCAGCAGCUCCUCCUGGUCCUCCGGGUCAGCCGUUCCCCGGACUCUGGGACUAUGAAGUGGUCGAGUCGUUCUUCUUAAACAGCAGUAGUGAGCAGUAUCUGGAGGUUGAAGUCUGUCCACACGGACAGCACCUGGUUCUGCUGCUGAACGGAAAACACAACGCCUUCAUGCAACAGCUCCCUCUGGUGUUCAGUGCGUGUAUAACAGGGGGCAGGUGGAAGGGCGAGGCCCUGCUGCCCUGGAGCUUCUUCCCCCCGGGGGUCAAUAAGAUGAACUCGUACGCCAUCCACGGCUCAGGGGCGGGGCGAACCUACGAGGCUCUUUACCCCGUCCCCCCUGAGGACCUGCGGCCCGGCCAGGGGCCGGACUUUCACCGUCUGGAGUACUUCCAGCCCUUCAGGCUGCAGAGCAUCAUGGGAGAAGACUGGGUCCAGCCCGAAUCUGACCUGUGGAAGGGAGUGAGCAAGUGAGCAGAGUGCACUGCGUCCUUAUCAAGGAUAAUCACACUAACAACCUUAACGAGGGUGUAACGAGGGUGUAACGAGGGUGUAACGAGGGUGUAACGAGGGUUCUGCAGCUGUUAUCAUUAAACACACCCAGAUUUUAUGAAUAAAGUCAGACUCUAAUCUCA
Molecule: messenger RNA, 1085 nt
Organism: Pangasianodon hypophthalmus (striped catfish)
Lineage: Eukaryota; Metazoa; Chordata; Actinopteri; Siluriformes; Pangasiidae
Gene: c28h4orf33
Product: chromosome 28 C4orf33 homolog
Exons: 6
Coding region: 331-924 (197 amino acids)
Source: RefSeq, a predicted model, not a curated record